Cyprinodon variegatus (sheepshead minnow) is the source of this 1971-nucleotide messenger RNA. RefSeq names its product membrane associated ring-CH-type finger 5 (gene marchf5). The record is from RefSeq and is a predicted model, not a curated record. The transcript has 6 exons. Gene Ontology annotation, molecular function: zinc ion binding. The coding region runs from base 325 to 1170 and encodes 281 amino acids. NCBI's taxonomy places the organism in Eukaryota, Metazoa, Chordata, Actinopteri, Cyprinodontiformes, Cyprinodontidae.
CUAGUCAAUGGAGUCAAGCGGUCAGGGAGAACGAGGCCAUAACAUAUUUAAACUGUAUUUUCUCUUAAAAUAACAACCGCGAGGAGAUAAAGGCUAUUUUGAAAAGAAUGGUUGUCAGAGAGUAGUUACACCCCAAAUAGGUGGCACUUCCGCCGACGACGGGCUGUGACAACAUAACGGCCUAUAUGUGGGCUAAUUAGCUAACCUGUUAGCUAGCGACUUUUUUUUUUUUUUAUCGUUCACAAAAUCAGCAGUGCGGCUUUUUAUUUCGUUUUCGUUAUCUCAUCUGAUCCACUUCUGUUAAGAAGACAUUUCCUCUCAACAAUGGCGGAACAGGGUCCAGUUGUCGCACAGCAGAAUUUGGACAGGAGCUGCUGGGUGUGCUUCGCCACAGAUGAGGAUGACCGCACAGCAGAGUGGGUUCGACCGUGUCGAUGCCGUGGCUCGACGAAGUGGGUUCACCAGUCCUGCCUGCAGCGCUGGGUGGAUGAAAAACAGCGAGGCAACAGCACGGCGAGGGUUGCUUGUCCACAGUGCAAUGCUGAAUAUCUCAUCGUCUUUCCAAAACUAGGUCCUGUGGUUUAUGUGCUGGAUCUGGCCGACAGGCUCAUUUCCAAAGCCGGGCCUUUCGCUGCAGCAGGCAUCAUGGUGGGCUCCAUCUACUGGACCGCCGUCACCUACGGAGCCGUCACUGUCAUGCAGGUGGUGGGCCAUAAGGAGGGCCUGGACGUCAUGGAGCGGGCAGACCCACUCUUCCUGCUCAUUGGCCUGCCCACCAUCCCCGUCAUGCUGAUCUUGGGGAAGAUGAUUCGCUGGGAGGACUACGUCCUUCGUCUGUGGAGGAAAUACUCAAACAAACUGCAGAUCUUUGACAAAAUCUUCCCAGGUAUCGGCUGCCCGGUGCCCCGUAUCCCCGCCGAGGCCAGCCCGCUGGCCGACCACGUGUCCGCCACACGGAUCCUGUGCGGCGCCCUGGUCUUCCCCACCAUCGCCACCAUCGUCGGGAAGCUCAUGUUCAGCAGCGUCAACUCCAAUCUCCAGCGGACCAUUCUGGGAGGCAUCGCCUUUGUGGCCAUCAAAGGGGCGUUUAAGGUCUACUUCAAACAGCAGCAGUACCUGAGGCAAGCCCACCGUAAGAUCCUCAACUUCCCCGAGCAGGAAGAGGCGUGAGGCGAUGAACUGAGCGCCGUCAUCCUCUCCGCAUCGCCCACUCCACUCAAAACUGCCCACUCGGCUGUUCCUGCAGCCGACAUCCACGCAGGGAUCCCACCGACACCGCCGUCGCUGCUUUCUGUGUGGGGACGUUGGAUAACAGACAAUCUGGAGCAUGCUUGCAGUCGGUGUGCAGCUUCCACCACACGGCUAAUACCUACUGCUAACUUACUGUGUUUUAAAUGAAUACAGGGCAUGUAAUCAGAACAUUUAAGUAUAUUAAUAAACAAUUGUUUUAUGUUUGAUUUGCAAACCUCCUCUGUGCCCAUGUUAAUGAGAUGAGUGUGCAGCAGAUUAACGAGUAAAUGAAUGAAAAUCAAGUUACCAGAAAGCAUUUAGAGAAACGUUCAUCACUUUGACACAAAAUCAUCAGACAGAGGAGUGGUGAUAUAGAAACAUUUUAGUUGAGACGUUUCAGUGUUUAUUGAUCUGGUAGCUUUGCUCCAAUGGAAACGUCUCCGUUUGGACUUUACUGGAGGAAAACAUCCGUCUGGAUUCAUAUUUCAGAGACUGUCUGUUCUGUUGUAGUUCAGGUCUGUUUCAACCCUCUUAGCUUCCGCCUCAAGCUUUAUAUGUUUCAUCAGAUAGGCGGCCUACGGGUUAGAGCAUGGCGCUUGGAAUCCUGAGGUUGAGUUCAAAAUCCACUCCGGGUCUCUUUGCAAAACCCUUAACCCCACACUGCUCCCUAAGAGCAGGCGUCCCCAACCUCGGUCCUCGAGGGCUGCUGUCCUGCAGGUUUUAGAGGUUUCCCUGCUUUAG